GGGACACGCAGGGUGCUGGGGGCCCAGCACUGGGGUCCUCGAGGCCUCCUGUACCCUGGCUGCCCUCCCAGCAGAGAAGCAGGUUUUUGCCCAUUUCAUGGAAAGCACCUGUGGCUUUGUUCUUCAUGCUGAGCCGGCCCCCUCCCCAGAUGGCUGCCAGCCCUCGCACCGCCCCAGCUGACCCAGGGGGUUCCCUGGAACAGGUGACCUGGCUGCCCAGACACGAUGGCAGCCCCCACAGCUUUCACUGUUCCUUUUGCAUGGGCCUUUCUUGGCAUAAGACAGCCAUCUUCUUCGUCUGUCCCCUCACUCCCUUUCCUUCGUCUCUGUGGCAGCAGCGCCCCCAGGCCCUUGGCUGUCUGGGCUUCACUCCCUCACUGGAACCACCAUGGGGCCUCAGCCCUGGGCGCCUGGCAGACAGGACGGUCCCAUGGCCGGCCGCGCUCCUGAGCAUGUGUUGCUGUGCCUGGUUCUCUAGUAACUGGUGCCUAGUCUCCUGGUGGCCACUCUGACCUGUGGGUUAUUUAGUGGUAUAUUAUUUAAUUUCCAAAUAUUUAGGGAUUUUCCAGAUAUCUGUUACUGAUUUUUAGCUUCCGAUAUGGUUAGAGAACAUGGUAUGUGUGUUAAUUCCUAAGGACACACACCACAGGGAAAUCACUGGGGUCCCUCGUUUUACAAGCUAGGGAAAUACUGGGUCAUGAGGGCCUGGCGCCAGCUCGGGCCCACUCCCCAGCAGGGCCCAGGACGGCAUUCCUGCCUGCACACUCGCUCAUGCUGCUAGUGAGGUGCCCAGCCUGGAGUGUGGCAUUCCCGAGAGCCCCAGAGGACCCCUAACUCCACUCCUCAAUGCGUGAUGUCAGGCCUGAGGGCCGGGGGCUGGGAACAGUUAGGCGAGCUCCGCACCAGCUUCCUGGCCUUCCAGCCUGGCGGCCCCUUCUCGAAGCUGUUGGGUGGCAACUCGGCUCAACCAGCUUUACCGGGUGAGGCGGGGCCUGGGGGCUCCCAAGCCUGCGGUUAUGAGGCUCCAGCAGCCCACACGCUGAAGUGCACAGUUCAGGGCAGAUUCUGCUGCCCAUUGUCCGUGGAUGGGGGGCAAGCUGUGCCCUGCCGUCACUGGUGCUUCUGAAGCUGGUUUGGGGGACCCUGGGAGUGGCCUCAGUCCUCACGUGCAUCCUGGAGAAGAGCAGAGAUGCCUCGUGACGAGGAUAAUGAUAUCGAGCGACACUUCUGAAAGGGACGCUUCUCCCCUAUGUGCAGCUGGGUGGUGGCCGGUGCCAUGGCCCCUGGCAGGCUGCAGUGGCCUCCUGGGUUCCAUAAGGUGGGCUGCAGCCCUUUCGUGACCAAGGCGUGUGCUGGCCAUGCUGUGUGGCUGUGUGCCCCCCUGCACAUGCCCUGCCCCGCUGUCCCGAGAUGCUGGCAAGGGCAAGGGUGUCCACACAGGACAAAGCAUGCCCUCCUGAAGAAGCCUCCAGAAACCUAUGACCAGGUCAAAGCGGCUGGGUGUGGUCUGGCCUCAUCCAGCCUCCUGAGGGUCUCUGCUGUCUCUUCUACUUGCCAGGUGCCCGGGCUGGGCCUCUGGGGCAUUCUCAGGACCCCCGGCCCCCGGCCAGGCUGGGAGGGCUGGGAGGUCUGAGAGCAGUUUUCCUCUGGAGGGCAGAGGACUUCCACUUCCGCCUGCCUCUCGGGGCCUCCUGGGCUGGGCGAAUCAGAAGACAGGCCACCAGGGACUGUCCCCCUGUGGGAGGACUGGCGGGACUGUGGAGUUAAGCCAUCAGGAAGUGCACAGGCGUCCGGCGCGCUCCUCCCUCCUUGCAGCCCUGGGCAGCAUCUCCCCGAGGCUCCGCGUCCCAGGCUUCUGGUGCGUCUGCCGUGCAGGUGGUUCCUGGAAGACCCUCAGGUGGGUGGGUCUGGUACUUUUCUGGAAAGUGACCAAGAAGGUCGGCGCCGGCUUCGUUCAGGAUCCUGGCGCUGAUCCCCGCAGAGCAGCAUGAGGCUUCCCACAGGCAGCCAGGCAGCCUCCGGGGUGCUGCCCCAUCCCUUUCAUGGCCACUGGGCAGAGACGUUCAUUUCAGUGGCAUUACGGUGGCAGGUGGGACCCUGCAUUUCAGGCUGGGGAGGCAGGAAAGGGGCCCAGUGUUCCCAGGACUGUCCGCUGUGUGGCCGGUGUUUCUAUUCAGCCCCUUGUCUGUCAAAACUGUCCUGAACGGGGUCACAAAGUACAGUGGGAAGUUGAGAAAUUCUUCAAAAAACCAAGACCAAACACUUUAAAAGACCAAGUGUCUCCAGGAGUAGUGACCCAGCUCCUUUAGGCUGGAAACCAGCAUUUCCCAGAGGGGCUGGAGGCUGAGGACCGGGGACCUGCGUGGGAGGCAGGACCAUGUGGUGGUUCCCAACCUUGCCCCAGUCCCAGUCCCAGAGGGAGUGGCUUUCAGCGGCUGAGGCUUCCGCCGCGCUGGCAGAAAGGGACAGCAGUGCCUGGUCCCAACAUGGGUAGUUCUCUUGUUUCAGCCAGUGGGAUGGGGGUCGGGCCUCAUCUGGGGCAGGAGGAGUCCAGAGAUUCACUGGUGCGCAGCACCUAAGAACCUGGAGAAAGCAGCACUCCUGGCCAGCCAAGGGCAACAGCCCCUCCCAGGGUUGCGGGGCCACCGGGGAGUGACAGAGACACGCUCCUGUGGGCAGCUCUUCCCGGCCAGUGCAGCGACCCUGGCAGCUGUGGCAGGGCUAGGUGGCCACUCUUGCAUCAUCAACAGCCGGCCGUGGAGGAGGGAGGGAGGGCACAGCCCGGGAUGUGAGCAGGCGUCGGUCAGGGGAAUGAGGAAGUUCCACCAGAACCGGCUCCCCCAGCUGCUGCCCUAGUGGGAGGGUCAUUGGCCAACCUGCUCUCACCCAGCUUGGGCUGGCCGUAGUGCCAGGCAGGUGCCCACAGCUCCUCCACCCAUGGAGGUGGCUGCCCUUGUAGGCUCCAGGGCGCGGUGGGAGUGUCCAGGAGGCAGAAGCCAGAGGCGGGUCAUGCUGUGGAAGCAGUUCCUCUCUCAGACCCCAUCUGUGUCUCCCCCGCUGCAUAUUUGGGUGACACGGAUGGCCAAGGGGCAGGAGCAGGGGCUGGGAAAGGCUGUGGAGGGGCCCUCGGCUGCUCUGGUGGGGAGCGGGUCACUGUGUCUCUGCCGCCUCCCUGGGGGAUCCAGCGUGGGGAUGGGACAUGGAGCUGGGCACCUCUCCUGGAUGCCCCUGGGCUGACCCCCUCGACAGCCCUGAUGAGAGCCCUGGCCCAGCGUCUGAGAAGGAGCGGGAGCCGGGCCUGGGUAGGGGCAGGAGCCGGCGUCACUCUCAGCGGCUGCCCCACACCCCCCAGCCUGCCUGCGAGGCCAUGUCGGACUAUGAGAACGACGACGAGUGCUGGAGCGUCCUGGAGGGCUUCCGGGUGAUGCUCACCUCGGUCAUCGACCCCUCGCGCAUCACGCCCUACCUGCGGCAGUGCAAGGUCCUGAACCCCGAUGAUGAGGAGCAGGUGCUCAGUGACCCCAACUUGGUCAUCCGCAAACGGAAAGUGGGUGUGCUCCUGGACAUCCUGCAGCGGACCGGCCACAAGGGCUACGUGGCCUUCCUCGAGAGCCUGGAGCUCUACUACCCACAGCUGUACAAGAAGGUCACGGGCAAGGAGCCGGCCCGUGUCUUCUCCAUGAUCAUUGACGCGUCCGGGGAGUCAGGCCUGACUCAGCUGCUGAUGACCGAGGUCAUGAAGCUGCAGAAAAAGGUGCAGGACCUGACCGCGCUGCUGAGCUCCAAGGAUGACUUCAUCAAGGAGCUGCGGGUGAAGGACAGCCUGCUGCGGAAGCACCAGGAGCGGGUGCAGAGGCUCAAGGAGGAGUGCGAGGCCGGCAGCCGUGAGCUCAAGCGCUGCAAGGAGGAGAACUACGACCUGGCCAUGCGCCUGGCGCGCCACAGCGAGGAGAAGGGCGCCGCGCUCAUGCGGAACCGUGACCUGCAGCUGGAGAUUGACCGGCUCAAGCACAGCCUCAUGAAGGCCGAGGACGACUGCAAGGUGGAGCGCAAGCACACGCUGAAGCUGAGGCAUGCCAUGGAGCAGAGGCCCAGCCAGGAGCUGCUGUGGGAGCUGCAGCAGGAGAAGGCCCUGCUCCAGGCCCGGGUGCAGGAGCUGGAGGCCUCCGUCCAGGAGGGGAAGCUGGACAGGAGUAGCCCCUACAUCCAGGUACUGGAGGAGGACUGGCGGCAGGCGCUGCGGGACCACCAGGAGCAGGCCAACACCAUCUUCUCCCUGCGCAAGGACCUCCGCCAGGGCGAGGCCCGACGCCUCCGGUGCAUGGAGGAGAAGGAGAUGUUCGAGCUGCAGUGCCUGGCCCUGCGUAAAGACUCCAAGAUGUACAAGGACCGCAUUGAGGCCAUCCUGCUGCAGAUGGAGGAGGUUGCCAUUGAACGGGACCAGGCCAUCGCCACACGGGAGGAGCUGCACCUGCAGCACGCCCGGGGCCUGCAGGAGAAGGACGCGCUGCGCAAGCAGGUGCGGGAGCUGGGUGAGAAGGCGGAUGAGCUGCAGCUGCAGGUGUUCCAGCGUGAGGCGCAGCUACUGGCCAUGGAGGGCAGGCUCAGGCGGCAGCAGCUGGAGACGCUCGUGCUGAGCUCCGACCUGGAGGAUGGCUCACCCAGGAGCUCCCAGGAGCUCUCGCUCCCCCAGGACCUGGAGGACACCCAGCUCUCAAACAAAGGAUGCCUGGCCGGUGCGGGGAGCCUGGAACAGCCCUUUGCAGCUCUGCACCAGGAACAGCUUUCGCGGACCCCUCAUGACGCAGGCCUGAGCAGCGGGGAGCCGCCUGAGAAGGAGCGGCGGCGCCUCAAGGAGAGUUUCGAGAACUACCGCAGGAAGCGCGCCCUCAGGAAGAUGCAGAAAGGCUGGCGGCAGGGGGAGGCGGACCAGGAGACCACUGGCAGCGACAACACGGACACUGAGGGCUCCUAGCCGCGGCAGCGCAGGCCCCGUCCAGGGCACACCCACCGGCCCGGCCUCCCGCCACCUGGGGGUGCCGACGCCCUGGGGCGCAGACUUCCCAGAGCCGUCGCUGGCUUAGCCUGGAACGAGGAAUCUGGUGCCCUGAAAGGCCCAGCCGGGCAGCCUGGCGUUGGGGCUAUUUGUUAAGCGGUACUCAGGUUGAGGAGGCCAUGCGGGUGCUCGCCACCCCCAUGCACACGCCAUCUGUGUAACUUCAGGGUCUGUUCUAUUUCACCAUGUAACACACAAUACAUGCAUGCAUUGUAGAAGUGUGAGAAAACACGGCAGCUUAAAUAAACAAACAGCACGGGUGACCCGCA
Messenger RNA from Chlorocebus sabaeus (green monkey), 5325 nucleotides. The record is from RefSeq and is a predicted model, not a curated record. Lineage: Eukaryota; Metazoa; Chordata; Mammalia; Primates; Cercopithecidae.